Penaeus vannamei (Pacific white shrimp) is the source of this 1184-nucleotide messenger RNA. The record is from RefSeq and is a predicted model, not a curated record. NCBI's taxonomy places the organism in Eukaryota, Metazoa, Arthropoda, Malacostraca, Decapoda, Penaeidae.
AUGGAGACGCUGAGGAGCCGCCUUCCGGGAGUCCACCUUCCCCACAGACUCGUCCUCGAGCUUAGAAAAGAGGACGAGGCACAGAAGGCGAGACACAAGAGCCAGACACGCCGCCCUUAUCAAGUUCCGUGGGAAGAUGCCCAUGAGUGCCACGGGUCCGAGAUCACGUGGGCGACAGAGGACCCGUAUGAGUGCCAUUCGGUUGUGGAUUACGGCACCAUGAGGACUCUCGGGGAAUGCUUGGUAUUGGCUCUGGUGUUGUCAGGAGCAUGGGGGGGAGUACAGAGGGAGUCGAGGAUUGUGGGGGGGCCAAGGAGCGACUGGGGGCAGUUCCCCAUGAUGGUAGCUGUUCUGACACGUCCGCUUAUAGGGACCUCCAAGUUGUUAUGUGGUGGAACUGUUCUCAAUGACAACCACGUUCUCACUUCUGCUUCCUGUGUGAUGGACCACACUGCUCUUGGUCUGAAGGUCAUGGCAGCUGGCCUUGACCUUCUCGGGUCAGCUGGAUACGAAGAAUACAAGAACAUCCAACAUGUGUUUAUCCACGAGGCUUAUGACCCCGUCACCAAGACGAAUGAUAUAGCUGUCUUGAGGACGGGCCAGAAUUUCGUGUUCGUGGAGGGCCUGAUCGACCCAACGGUCCUUCCCGAAGGACGACCUGGAGCCUGCGAGCGGUGCCUUCGCCUCCGUCGCCGGUUGGGGCAUGGACAGGUACGAGGGCAGCACGGUGCAAGAACAGCGCACGGUCAACGGAACGUACAUGCCCAACGCCGAGUGUGUGGGCAUCUUCGGGCAGGUCGUGUCCUCCGAGAAGGCUUGUUUCCAGGGCGAAGUCGGUGCCGGCGUGUGUGAGGGCGACGAAGGUGGCCCGAUUCUCGUAGACGGCGUCCAGGUGGCUCUGGUGUCGCAGAACGUGGGUUGCCAAGCCUACCCCGCCAUCGUCACCCGCCUCGGCCCGUUCCUCGACUGGAUCAAGAGCCACUUCGAAGCCUGAUCCUCCAAGGUCCUCCUCGAAGGUCCUCCUCGAAGGUCGUCCUCGAAGGUCGUCCUCGAAGGUCGUCCUCGAAGGUCGUCCUCGAACGGCGCGAGAAAGGGUCCUGGUCGUCCUCGAAGAAGCGUGGGAGGUUUGGGGGGAAUCGCGAGGUGGUUGGAGGGUGGUGAAUAAAGCGAGAGGAGGAUGAUAA